CGAUGGUGGGUUAGCGCUACGCGUUGCCCUGCCUCUGCGUUUGUCUGGCAUGGUUAAAGUUACUCGGUCCGGGCGCGAGUCGACGCGUGACGAAAAAUAUCCCACGCUGCAGACCAAGUCGCGAUAGAACUCAUCUGGGAUAUGUAUUUGCCUUUGAACAAAGACACCAUCACCCACCUCAUCGGGGCAUAUUAGGCAUGGACUCCCCUUCGCCAAAGAAAUCGAAAAAAGACAAGAAGGAAAAAGAAAAGGACGAAAUCAUCAUCCCGCUGGAAGACCUUUCCCCCAUCGCCAGUCCACUGGCGCAGAAAAAACUGGUGAAAAAGCUGCACAAGACGGUUAAGAAAGCCUCCAAGGCCAGGCAGGUGAAACGCGGCGUAAAGGAGGUGGUUAAGGGUAUACGCAAGGGAGAAAGAGGCUUGCUCAUUCUCGCCGCUGACAUCAACCCAAUUGAUAUUAUUUCGCAUCUACCCGUGCUCGCGGAGGAAGCACAAAUACCCUACGUGUUUGUACCAUCGAAGGAGGAACUCGGACACGCGAGCUCGACUAAACGACCGACGAGUUGCGUCAUGGUAUGUCCAGAUCAGAAGCGCAAAGUUCAGAAGGAUGCAGAGGGUGGUAAUGAAGACGACUACCGGGAAGUGUACGAAGAGUGUAGACGGGAAGUAGCAAAGCUUGACACCAAAGUCAUUAUCUGAGCUUAAUAUACGCCCAGUACAAAACGCAUCUUCGUUCAGUACGCUUAACGUUUGGCACUUGGCAAUGCCCCGGGCUUUUUGUGUUGACCGAACCGGU
Molecule: messenger RNA, 795 nt
Organism: Pisolithus orientalis
Lineage: Eukaryota; Fungi; Basidiomycota; Agaricomycetes; Boletales; Pisolithaceae
Product: putative RNA-binding protein L7Ae
Exons: 3
Coding region: 198-698 (166 amino acids)
Biological process (GO): ribosome biogenesis; rRNA pseudouridine synthesis; snRNA pseudouridine synthesis
Cellular component (GO): box H/ACA snoRNP complex; nucleolus
Molecular function (GO): box H/ACA snoRNA binding
Source: RefSeq, a predicted model, not a curated record